Molecule: messenger RNA, 1632 nt
Organism: Telopea speciosissima
Lineage: Eukaryota; Viridiplantae; Streptophyta; Magnoliopsida; Proteales; Proteaceae
Product: beta-glucosidase 40-like
Exons: 13
Coding region: 56-1603 (515 amino acids)
Biological process (GO): carbohydrate metabolic process
Molecular function (GO): beta-glucosidase activity
Source: RefSeq, a predicted model, not a curated record
ACUCCUAUAUGCUCUUAUAUAUCUCUUCUUAUAUUCUCUCCCUCACACAUAAGCGAUGAUGAUGAUGAUGAGAAAGGCCAUCAUUUGGGUUUUAGUUCUGGUGGGUUUUGAGUUCCAGAGGAGUACUAGUUCACAGGUUCCAGAGAUUAGAAGGACAAGUUUUCCAGAGGGUUUUGUUUUUGGGACGGCUUCUUCAGCUUUCCAGUAUGAAGGAGCCGUGAAAGAGGAUGGAAGGGGACCAACAGUGUGGGAUACCUAUGCUCACUCAUUCGGUAAGAUUCUUGAUUUCAGCAACGCUGAUGUUGCUGUUGAUCAAUACCACCGUUAUCAUGAAGACAUACAACUUAUGAAGGAUAUGGGAAUGGAUGCCUAUCGCUUCUCAAUCGCUUGGUCUCGGAUUUUCCCUAAUGGCAGUGGAGAAAUAAAUCAGGCUGGAAUUGACCAUUACAAUAAUCUCAUCAAUGCUUUACUGGCCAAAGGAAUUGAACCUUAUGUUACUCUUUAUCAUUGGGACCUUCCACAAGCUUUAGCAGACAAGUACAAUGGAUGGCUCAAUCGUCAAAUCUUAGAAGACUUCGCAGUUUAUGCAGAGACAUGCUUUGAGAAGUUUGGUGACCGGGUGAAACAUUGGAUCACUUUUAAUGAACCUCAUACAUUUGCAGUCCAAGGUUAUGAUGUAGGGUUUCAGGCACCUGGAAGAUGUUCCAUCCUUUUUCACUUAUAUUGCCCAGCAGGAAACUCAGCUACAGAACCUUAUAUAGUUGCUCACAAUGUUCUUCUUGCUCAUGCUAAUGUGGCAAACAUUUAUAGGCAAAGAUACAAGCAAAAACAGAAUGGAUCCGUUGGGAUAUCAUUAGAUGUUAUAUGGUUUGUACCAAUGAAGAACACUUCUGAGGAUAUUGAAGCAACACAAAGAGCUCAGGAUUUUCAGCUUGGCUGGUUUAUGGAUCCCUUAUUUUUUGGAGAUUAUCCAAGCUCAAUGAGAAGUAGAGUAGGAAGUCGUUUGCCUAAAUUUUCCACAGCAGAAGCUGCUCUGGUUAAAGGGUCUUUGGAUUUUGUUGGAAUAAAUCAUUACACCACAUACUAUGCAAUGAGCAAUUUUACUAAUAUUAUUGGUAUUGUGUUGAACGACACUUUGGCGGAUUCUGGUGCAGAUACACUUCCAUUCAAAGAUGGGAAACCAAUUGGACAAAAGGCAUCUUCAAUAUGGCUGUACUCAUAUCCUCAAGGGUUGAGAGAUUUGAUGAAUUACAUAAAGCAAAAGUAUGGGAAUCCUCCGGUCAUCAUCACGGAAAAUGGGAUGGAUGACUCCAAUAACAUAUUCAUCUCUGUCAAAGAUGCUCUUAAGGAUGAGAAAAGGAUCAAAUACCUCAGUGGCUACCUUUCAAGCUUGCUAGCCUCUAUCAAGGAAGAUGGGUGUAAUGUGAAAGGGUAUUUUGUAUGGUCUUUGCUUGAUAAUUGGGAAUGGACUGCUGGCUAUUCAUCUAGAUUUGGCCUUUUUUACGUAGACUACAGAGACAAUUUGAAGCGUUAUCCCAAAGAUUCUGUCCAGUGGUUCAAAAAUUUCUUGGCUCCUUCGGCUUCCUCCACUGAUGAACUUUAAUUGACCAGUAUUAAAGGAGGUCUUUAUAA